AUGGUCUGCUCUAAAUGCCAAAAGAAGCUCAAAUCCACCGAGCUCGCCACACCCGGUGUCAAGCGCAAGAAUGACAUGUACUACGGUUCCCCGUCUAGUUCUCUAGGAGGCGGCGUAGAUAAAGGCAAGGCCAAGGCGACGCUUGGUGCUACCGGUAUCGGAAAGAGCAAACUUCUCAGCGCGAAGGCUAAGAAUCCUUAUGCGGCGUAUGCUUCUUCUUGUGAGAACUGCAAGGUGAAGACGGAGCAGGGAAAGAAGUUUUGCCAGCGGUGUGCUUACCAGAGGAAUGCCUGCGCCAUGUGCGGCAAAAACUUGGCCGGGAAAGCGACCAAGGAUCAACCUAUUGUCCAAGGACAGAAGUUCAACAUGGCAUGA
Molecule: messenger RNA, 375 nt
Organism: Penicillium soppii
Lineage: Eukaryota; Fungi; Ascomycota; Eurotiomycetes; Eurotiales; Aspergillaceae
Product: cysteine-rich PDZ-binding protein
Exons: 3
Coding region: 1-375 (124 amino acids)
Biological process (GO): cytoplasmic microtubule organization
Molecular function (GO): microtubule binding
Source: RefSeq, a predicted model, not a curated record